This is a messenger RNA of Blepharisma stoltei, 537 nucleotides long. Lineage: Eukaryota; Ciliophora; Heterotrichea; Heterotrichida; Blepharismidae. The record is from the annotation of a GenBank genome assembly.
AUGGGUUUGCUUUCUCUCCUUCGUAGCUUGAAACAAAACGAUCGCGAAGCACGAAUUCUGGUGCUAGGUCUGGACAACGCCGGCAAGACCACUAUCCUGCGAGCCCUCUCUGAAGAAGACAUCAAUCAUAUUAUCCCUACUCAAGGUUUCAAUAUAAAAUCAUUGAUUCACGAAGGCUUCAAGCUCAACGUCUGGGAUAUCGGCGGCCAAGAAACUAUCAGGCCAUACUGGCGAAAUUACUUCGAUCACACAGACGGACUUGUCUUUGUUAUUGAUAGCGCUGAUAGAAACCGCCUGCAGGAAGCCGGGCAAGAGCUGCAAUCUUUAUUAGAAGAUGACAAACUUGCAGGAACUCCUGCUCUGGUCUUCGCUAACAAGCAAGAUUUGCUUCAGGCACUUCCUGCAGACGAAAUUUCUGAUGCCCUGAAUUUGCACUUAAUAAGAGACAGACAAUGGUGUAUUAUGGCCAGCUCUGCAAGGACUGGAGAAGGGCUUCAAGAAGGCAUGGAGUGGCUUGUGAAGACUAUUCAGAAGUAA